GAAGAAAACCCUAUUUCUAAAUUAGAAAUCAAAUUUUUUUCUUCUCUCUCUUAAAACUUUUCCAAUUUCAUCACCACUUUCAAUUUCACAAACCGAUCGUUUUUUGUGACCUUUCCCCGUAAAUAAAAUGCCAACAACUCAAAAACCUCUCUUUGACUCUUAACCUUCUCUGCAAAUUCGAAGCCACGAUGAAGAGAGCGAGAACGGGAAAGGUUGAUACCUUCUUCUUCUCGCUCUGUAGACAACGAUCCUUCCAAAUUCUCAUCGUCAUCGCUAUUUUCUACGUUCUUUUGUUCAUUCUCGAAAUCCCCUUCGUUUUCAAAAACACCGCCACGCGCUCCGAGAGGUACGCGCUCGAGCAACAGCAACAAUUUCAACCGAGUCAGUCUCAGGCCCACGGAUUCUCUCGCCGCCGCAAUCGCCGUUCGAUUCUCUCUGGAUUGCUACUGAACGACACCGCAUUUGAUUCCGAGGUUUAUCAAUCAGCGUACCGAGUUGGGAGGAGGGUUUGGGAGGAACUUGAAUCGGGGAAAACGCCGAUUCAAACCGGUGCCGUUUUGAAACCGGAGGAGGGGUUAUGUCCGCAAUCGGUGGAUGUCUCCGGGGCGGAUUUUGUGGGGAAUGGGAGUUUGAUGACGAUUCCUUGUGGGUUGACGUUAGGGUCGCAUAUAACGGUGAUUGGGAUGCCGUUGGGGACACCGGAGGGUAAGAAGUCUCAUUUUAUUGUGGAGUUGCAGGGUUUGAAAACUGGUGAAGGUGAGGACCCACCUAGGAUAUUGCAUUUCAAUCCUAGGUUGAAAGGGGAUUGGAGUAGGAAACCUGUGAUUGAGCUUAAUACUUGUUAUAGGAUGCAGUGGGGUACUUCUUUGAGAUGUGAUGGUUGGAAAUCUAGGGCUGAUCAAGAUACUGUUGACGGGCUGGUGAAGUGUGAGAAGUGGAUUGGGGGAGAAUCCAGAGAUGAUAGACAUGCAGUGGAGUAUAAAUCAGAAUGGUGGUUGAAGAGACUCAUAGGUCGGACAAAAAGAGUAACAGUUGAUUGGCCAUUCCCAUUUAAUGAGAACAAGCUAUUUGUUCUUACUCUUAGUGCUGGAUUGGAGGGCUACCAUUUUAAUGUUGAUGGGAGGCAUGUGACCUCCUUUCCUUAUCGCACUGGCUUUACUCUUGAGGAUGCUACUCGACUCACUGUAACCGGAGAUAUUGACGUCCAUUCUAUAUUUGCUGCCUCCUUGCCUUCACUGCAUCCUCGUAUUUCUCCACAGCAGUAUCUUGAAUUUUCAACCAGAUGGCGUGCCCCACCACUACCUGAGUUUGGGGUUGAAUUGUUCAUCGGCAUCCUAUCAGCUGGAAACCAUUUCGCUGAGCGGAUGGCUGUGAGAAAGUCGUGGAUGCAGCAUAGCCUUAUCAAAUCUUCAGAAGUGGUGGCUCGUUUCUUUGUAGCACUGCACCAGAGAAUAGAAAUUAAUGCAGAGUUGAAAAAGGAAGCAGAAUUUUUUGGAGAUAUUGUUAUUGUGCCUUACAUGGAUAACUAUGACCUUGUUGUGUUGAAAACAGUGGCUAUAUGUGAAUAUGGGGUUCAUACAGCGGCUGCAGCUUACAUCAUGAAAGGUGACGAUGACACGUUUGUGAGGGUGGACGCUGUUAUAAAUGAAGCAAGGAGUGUUCCAGAUUUUAUGAGCUCUUAUAUUGGGAAUAUAAAUUAUCAUCACAAACCCUUGCGCCAUGGUAAAUGGGCUGUGACAUAUGAGGAGUGGCCAGAAGAGGAUUACCCGCCAUAUGCUAAUGGCCCGGGUUAUAUUCUGUCUUAUGAUAUUGCACACUACAUUGUUUCUGAAUUUGAGAAGCAUAAAUUAAGGUUGUUUAAAAUGGAAGAUGUGAGCAUGGGAAUGUGGGUAGAGAAAUUUAACAGCACAAAACAAGUGUACUAUUCGCAUAGUUUAAUGUUCUGCCAGUUUGGGUGUAUUGAAGGCUAUUACACAGCCCAUUACCAAUCUCCAAGACAGAUGGCGUGCCUUUGGGAAAAAUUGCAGCGGCAAACAAGUCCUCUAUGCUGCAACAUGAGAUAACAAAGUGGUGUAUUAGACUCAAUCUUUGAGUUCUCAGAGGGACAACAAAAACAAGUUUUGCAGUCAUAGGUUAGCUUUGAAUAUUUGUAAAUACAGUGGAGCUUAGAUAGAAACCUUAACACUGUAUAAAUGGCCUUUUAAAUUCCAUUAUUUAUAAAUUCUUUUGAUAAGAAAAUUUCACUACUCUGUUAUUAUCUGGUUAUCUCAUAUGGUCAUUGUGAAUAUAGGAAGCUUCCUACAUCCUGCUUUGAAAAAUGUUAUUAGGACACUUUAUAAUGUAAUCUUUUUAUCACAGAAUUA
Messenger RNA from Lathyrus oleraceus (garden pea), 2363 nucleotides. Its product is annotated as hydroxyproline O-galactosyltransferase GALT6. The record is from RefSeq and is a predicted model, not a curated record. Gene Ontology annotation, cellular component: Golgi membrane. The transcript has 7 exons. Gene Ontology annotation, molecular function: carbohydrate binding; hydroxyproline O-galactosyltransferase activity. NCBI's taxonomy places the organism in Eukaryota, Viridiplantae, Streptophyta, Magnoliopsida, Fabales, Fabaceae. Bases 189 to 2063 code for a protein of 624 amino acids.